Molecule: messenger RNA, 642 nt
Organism: Anopheles coustani
Lineage: Eukaryota; Metazoa; Arthropoda; Insecta; Diptera; Culicidae
Product: shematrin-like protein 1
Exons: 2
Coding region: 167-580 (137 amino acids)
Source: RefSeq, a predicted model, not a curated record
AGACAGCCAUCGAGUGGAAAGGAAAGAAGUGAUCCUUCGCAAGGGCUACCUUCCGUCGUCUGGCCGGAAGCAUUGGUGUGAAAUUCGUAGACGAGAGGGAGCAGCUUGUCGUGCAUUUUGUGUGAUUUGAAGAAAUAUUUUACGAGAGAAACAUACGAACUGAAAAAUGAAAACCUUCCAAAGUUGCCUGAUGCUUAUCGUCGCCCUGGUGACGCUCGCCAGCGCCUACCCAGCUCAAUCUCAAGACAACAACCCUGCGUCAGUGGAGACGGUUCGGUUGGUUCCGGUCGAGGCUGCCGAUAGCGUACCAGAAACUGAAGUGACCGAUUCGGAGAGCGCCCGUCAGAAGCGACAUCUUGGCUUCGGCGGUGUUGGCAUUGGCGUCGGGGUUGGGUUGGUCGGCGGUGGAUUCGGCGGGUUCGGUGGUUAUCCCGGGUAUGGCUAUGGAGGAUACCCCGGCUACGGAUACGGUGGAUUCGGCCCCGGUUUUGGAUAUGGCGGCUACCGCCGUUACGGCUAUCGAUACGGAGGUUUUGGAUACGGUGGCGGCGGCUACGGCUAUCCGCCGUAUUAUUUCUAAGUUAAAUUAUUAUUUGUAAAGCGAGAAAAACGAGAGAAAAUUGGAUCAAAAAAUAAAUAAAA